AUGUCCUACGCCGUGGAAUCAAAGAAACGGAAAUUCCAUCGAGUUCUCGAGUCUAUCUCGAAACCAUCCACCCCCGAAAGUACAUCCAAGCCCUCCAAGUCAACAGCAACAACAUCGUCAAGCGCAGGCGCCCAACAAGACCGACCACCUGCCAACCUCUCCAUAAAGAAAGUCCGUUUGACCGGAAAUGAUGCAUCAGAUCCUAUCUCAGUGCGCAACUCAAUAUUGAAUCUUUCGCGAUCUACAUCUCGAACAUCGUCUUCCUCUUCGUCGAAGCGCCCAACUUUCGUCCCAUGGGACCGCGAAGCAUUCCUCGGGCGGCUAGAGACCUUUCGUCGAGUGGACAGAUGGACUUCCAAACCUUCACCGAUAAAUGAAGUACAAUGGGCGAAACGUGGUUGGAUAUGCACAGAUGUGAAGCGCGUGAGCUGUGUCAGUGGUUGUGGCGGCUCGGUAGUAGUGAAGCUACCGGAGGAGAUCGAUGAACUAGAUGGAUAUGAUAUAGAAAAAGUUAAAGAGCGCGGGGAAGUCCGUGCAAAACUCGUGGAUGAAUAUGUCAAACGACUACGAGAAGACCACGGCGAGAACUGCCCAUGGCGCAACAAAGCAUGUGAUGCUACUAUUCAGCAUUUACCAUUAGCGAAUACGGACACGGCUAUUGCUGGCCUACACGAUCGCUAUCGAAACAUUGUGAAGAUGGGUGAUAAAUUACCAGCCGAAAGUGCGAUUCAAACUCCGGACGUUUUUGAUCUGGAUGGACUUAUCAAAACUUUACCCGAAGACUGGCCAAAUAACCAGGAGCAAGCUUCCCAGACGACAGAUGCUCAAGACGAGCCUAGUGUGGAAUCCAUUGACACUGCUUCCGAGCCACCGGCGGAACUGCCAAAAUCUAUUAACAAGGCUGCACUUUCAAUGGCAUUAUUUGGAUGGGAUGCUGUAACCGAUGGAGCUGCCGGGCUAGUCGGGUGCAAAGCUUGUUUCCGUCGCCUUGGUUUGUGGAUGUACAAGCCAAAAGAAAAUGGAGACGUAACCGUCUAUACAUCUCUAGAUGUGACUUCCGAGCACAUGGAAUACUGUCCAUGGAUCAAUCGACUCGCACAAGGUGGAACAGGCAAAUCAAAUGAGAAAGUUGAGAUCUUGCGCAGUGGCUGGGAGAUUGUGGCCGAAGCAUGCAAGGUGAAGCACCGUCGACGGCUCCGAUCUGUGGCAUCUAUGGAUAUAUCCCAGAGUCGCUCCAGCACGCCUUACGAGGAGAGCAUACCAGACGAAGAAAACGAGGAGAGCCGCAAAUCUGCCGACCGCGAAUGGUGGGCGAAGAUUCGACGAAUAAGACAUGCAUUGACUCCCAAGUCGCCGCAUCGCAAAUCCAAUCUCUCGAAAUAA
Molecule: messenger RNA, 1383 nt
Organism: Penicillium angulare
Lineage: Eukaryota; Fungi; Ascomycota; Eurotiomycetes; Eurotiales; Aspergillaceae
Exons: 3
Coding region: 1-1383 (460 amino acids)
Cellular component (GO): nucleus
Molecular function (GO): zinc ion binding
Source: RefSeq, a predicted model, not a curated record